CGUGACUCUAAUGGCUGUCCCUUCAUCAUUAAAUCAUCGCUUCAUUCCCAUGCCGAGCGAAGAUUCACUGUAUGGCUCACAAUGGCAUCCGCCAGCAAUAGAUUCGCACAUUGAAGAAAUAGAAAAAAGGUUAUCCGAUACGCUGGGCCGCUUGAAACGUUACCAUCAACAAACCAAGGCUUCAUUCUUACCCAUUCAGCAACCCGCCCACGAUGCCGUCACUAAAUUACAAGAUGCUCAACAAAGGCUUCAAGCUGACAUUGAUCACUACGCACGACUGAUCGAUCGUAGAAAUCAAGAGAUACCCGAGAAAGAAGCAGCGAUCCAGGCUCUGUCAAGCCGGGUUGAUCAACAACAAGCUCGUCAUGCAAACAAUAUGGCCACCCAAACACAAUUGAAAAACCAAGUCAAUACGUGGUUACAAAGAAAGAAUAGCCACAUCAAAGAACUUUUGGAGCAACAGCAAGAAAUCGCAGGCUACAAUAGUAUGAGUUUGGAUGAGCUUGCAAGCUACGAAAAGUACCUGCAGUUUAGUAUCGUCACGGAAAAAGAAAAUGAAAUCAAGUUCGAAUUUCGUUCUAUUGAUCUGGAUGAUCCCGAUCGCGUUUGUGUACUUGUCCUGAACAUGUCACAAAGUCCGUACUCCGUUGCUUCAUGCGAUCCACCUCUUGAUCAGUUAUCCGAUAUCAUGGCGGCAUACCAUGGAUCGGAAGACGCGGUUGCCCUAUUUUGCAGCUUAAGGCAAGCAUGGUUACAGCAAAUAGAGCAACAAAAGCUUUAGAUCUCUCUCCCCUGGAUACCAUGCCGCGGUUUUGUCGAAUACCGAUUCAAGAGAUUAGCGUGGGGCUUGACUGAUUAGCACGAAGAUUGACGUCAACAUCAUCACGUUGUUUUUGCAACUAGCCAAACGAUGGCUCUGGUGGGUCUUCCCAUCUUCUGUUGGCCAUGAUACCGGUUUACAACCACAUUUUCAUUUGCAUU
Molecule: messenger RNA, 981 nt
Organism: Radiomyces spectabilis
Lineage: Eukaryota; Fungi; Mucoromycota; Mucoromycetes; Mucorales; Radiomycetaceae
Exons: 6
Coding region: 11-781 (256 amino acids)
Biological process (GO): chromosome segregation
Cellular component (GO): Ndc80 complex
Source: RefSeq, a predicted model, not a curated record